CUGUUGACACGGAAGUGACGCUGCAGUGCAAACAUGUGCGCCCGAGAGCUGCGUGGAGAGGAGAAAUUUUAGUUGUGUUUACCUGAAUAUUAGCAAAAGCGGUAAAAAAAAAAAAAAAAGAAACAACGUGACCGACCGAGAGAAAUGAGUGAACCUGAACGCUAUCCGACCCCGGACUUCAGCUGUCCUCCACCGAACUUCAUGCAGCAGCGGCCCCGCUCCAGCAACUUCCACCCCAGCAUGUGGAGCUGGGGAGAGACGCCCUCUGAGCUCAGCUGGGGUCGCGGCAUCAACCAGGGUGGCUAUCAUUGGGGGGAAGCGGCAGGGCCUGCUCAUUAUGGACCCAAACCUCAUUUCAAUCUAAAAUCUGGCGGUGAGUGGUAUCAAGCUGGACAUCCAGGUGGCAGACAGAACCACAGACCUCCAUAUCAACAUGGCAAAAAGCAAAGGAACAGGAAAGAGCCGGAGUAUUCCCAUUACUGCGACACCUGUGACCGGGGCUUUAAAAACCAACAAAAGUACGAUGAGCAUGUUUUUCAACAUGUCAAGUGUUCUGUAUCUGACUGCAACUUCAUGGCUCAUGAAAAGUUGGUCGCCAUGCACUGGAAAAAUAACCACGCACCAGGGGCCAAAAGAAUCAAGCUGGACACUGCAGAGGAGAUUGCUAAAUGGAGGGAGGAGAGGCAGAAAAACUACCCAACGCUUCAGAAUAUCGAGAAGAAGAAAAAAGUAAUGGAGGUGCGGGAGCAGACUGGAGGUGUUCUUGAAACGGCUCAGUUUGGGCGAAUGAGAGGCAGAGGGAGAGGCAGAAGCCGAGGUCGAGGCUGGGGUAACAGAGGGUUCAGAGGGCAGCACCAGGAAGCACUACUCCCAAUAAACAGCACCACUGCAGAAACCCCCAAACCGCUCAACCAUUUUUCCAAGGGGGGAGAUCCACUGGGUGUGCUGGCCAGUACUGACCAUGAUUCUGAUAAGGAUGAGCCAUCUCAUGAACACACUACAGCUGGCCUGGUUGUGGCCCCGAAACAGAUGAGCUCAGCCCUUGGGUCCUUAUUGGCUAACUAUGGCUCUAUGAGUGAAAGUGAUGAGGAACCAGAGGCUGCUCCUAUUCUGAGAGCCAAAGAAGUGGUUCGUGAAAACCAGGCCCUCCUAAAUGGAAUCACACCAAUGUCUCGGGACAGUGGAUCCUCUAAACAUGUGGAAAAGCCCAGCGAGACUCGUACAGUUCCUCACCCAAUGUCUGGUCCUAACAUCCGGGAUGACAGAAGAGGAAGAGGGGGUAGAGGAGGCAAGGGACGGAGAUGCCGAGAUGUGCCUCAAUCACGUCGUGCUACCUUACUGGAAAUGUUAUUGGCCCCAGAUAUCCGCCAUGAGAGGAAUGUUCUUCUGCAAUGUGUACGGUAUGUUGUCCACAACCAGUUUUUCGGGCUGGAGAGCAGAUGUCAGGACAGAGAGGAGAUGAAGCACAAAAACUUGCCAGCUUCUGCGACCAUUGAGCAUGAGCAGAGUUCAAAAGAAAUGCCCAUGUCCCAGCCAGACUCCACUGUUCAUGACGAGAGACAUUCAGAAAGCAUAACUGUCCCGGACACCGGAGAUGUUGAAGGUUUAAACAUUGAAUCUGCUGGGAGAACUGAAGCAGGUUCUGCAGAUUCUGUCCAAAGUGUUGAAGAAAAGACUGCCACUGCUCACAUCAGUCAAGAUCCCACCAGCACAAAUAAUAUCGCAUGUAAAUCUAAUAUCUAUGAUGAUGAAAUAUGGGAAAUGGAUGAGGCUGUUCUUUGAAAUAAUAUUUAUUUUUUUAAAGAUAUUAGAUUGAGGUAUAUAAUUAUUUUUCUUGUAAAGAGAAUCAUUUUGUUGCCUUCUUUUUUUUAGGUGGACCUAUUAGUUUUUUCUUUUUUGUAAAAUAAAUGACAAGUGUAAUUAAACAACUCUUGAACUGUGAACGUUUCAGGGUUAUGUGCAGUGUAGUGUUAUGACAAAAUGUAAAAAAAAAAACGGUAUAAAUACAUUUUUUAACGCUCUGUAUGUAUAACUUUGAAUGGAGGAAUGGAGAAAACGCACAAUAAAUCUGAAUCAGUGGAACCAA
Molecule: messenger RNA, 2086 nt
Organism: Girardinichthys multiradiatus
Lineage: Eukaryota; Metazoa; Chordata; Actinopteri; Cyprinodontiformes; Goodeidae
Gene: nufip1
Product: nuclear FMR1 interacting protein 1
Exons: 10
Coding region: 145-1782 (545 amino acids)
Biological process (GO): box C/D snoRNP assembly
Cellular component (GO): nucleus
Molecular function (GO): RNA binding
Source: RefSeq, a predicted model, not a curated record